This is a messenger RNA of Candoia aspera, 2151 nucleotides long. RefSeq names its product potassium inwardly rectifying channel subfamily J member 16 (gene KCNJ16). Gene Ontology annotation, cellular component: plasma membrane. The transcript is spliced from 2 exons. Gene Ontology annotation, molecular function: inward rectifier potassium channel activity. Gene Ontology annotation, biological process: potassium ion import across plasma membrane; regulation of monoatomic ion transmembrane transport. NCBI's taxonomy places the organism in Eukaryota, Metazoa, Chordata, Lepidosauria, Squamata, Candoiidae. The coding region runs from base 161 to 1432 and encodes 423 amino acids. The record is from RefSeq and is a predicted model, not a curated record.
CUUAACUCAGCCUUUGCUUUCUUUAUUGUCAGUUUCAUGAUUGAGGGCAUGAAGGAGCAAAGGAAGAACAGUUAUAAAUGAAAAGAGAGGGACAGAUCCACAGAUGAGUGAGAUAAUUCAGUGCGUCCUCUAAAAUAAUUCCACAAUACCAACCUGAAGCAUGGCGGAGCACAGUGAUAAACUUAUAAGCAUGGAAGCAAAUAAACUCAAACAUUCACAGAGUUACCAGGAAACUACUUCAGUGGGGAUUAAAAGAAUGCAAAAGCGAUUCCUUCAGAAAGAUGGAAGUUGCAAUGUUUACUUCAAACAUAUCUUUGGGGAGUGGGAGAGCUAUGUGGCUGAUAUUUUCACCACAUUGGUGGAUAUCAAGUGGCGCCAUAUGUUUGUGAUCUUUUCCUUAUCUUAUAUCCUAUCUUGGUUAUUGUUUGGCUUAGUUUUUUGGCUCAUUGCACUCCAGCAUGGUGACUUAUCACCAGAAGAAGGAGUCACCCCUUGUGUGGAGAAUGUUCAUAGUUUCACAGGGGCUUUCUUAUUCUCUCUGGAAACCCAAACCACCAUAGGCUAUGGAUCCCGCUGUGUCACCGAAGAGUGCUCUGCAGCAAUCCUGACUGUUGUCCUACAAUCCGUGUUAGGCUGCAUCAUCGACACAUUCAUUAUUGGAGCUGCUGUAGCAAAAAUGGCAACUGCCCGAAAGCGGGCUCAGACCAUCCGCUUUAGCUAUUAUGCAACAGUAGGCUUACGAGAUGGUAAACUCUGUCUGAUGUGGCGGAUAGGUGAUUUUCGACCCAAUCAUAUGGUAGAAGGUACAGUAAGAGCCCAGCUCUUGAGAUAUGUUGAAGACAGGGUAGGCAGGAUGAUCCUGGAAUACAAAGACUUAAAACUGCUAAAUGAUCAGAUCAUUCUUGCUACCCCAGUGACCAUUGUCCAUGAAAUUAACCAGGAUAGUCCAUUGUAUGAUCUUGACAGGAAAACUCUGGCUAAGGACAAUUUUGAGAUCCUGGUUACAUUUGUUUACACUGGAGAUUCAACAGGAACAUCACAUCAGUCAAGGAGUUCCUAUGUGCCUCGAGAAAUCCUUUGGGGGCACAGAUUCAAUGAUGUCUUGCAACUGAAGAAAAAAUACUACAAAGUCAACUGCCUGCAAUUUGAAGAAACCACUGAGGUUUAUGCUCCUUACUGUAGUGCCAAGCAUCUAGAUAAAAAGGAACAAGAAUACACAGGUUUUGAUAAGACAACAAAUGGAGAACCAGAAAUCUCCUCUUCCUCCUCCUCAGGAAUCAGAGUCCGGUCAUUUAGUGCUGAUGCUUUAAUUAUUCAUUCUGAAGUUUCUGGAGAGCCAGCCAAAAUUUCCAGUCCAGUUAAUACAAUGGAGCCACCGUAUGAGACUGCUCUGGCAACUUUAAGCCGCAUUUCAAUGGAAUCCCAGAUUUAGCAAUCAAUGACUUUUGCACAAUUAUAACAACUAUCAAGCGCACAAGGUCAAUUAAAUUGACCCUCAAAUGGAAGAAGAAAUUUACUGACAAAUUGUUAAGAUUACACUCUGACAUUCCUUUUAAUAUAUAACUGUAUCUUCUUUAAAUUAUCCUUUUCACAAUAUAUUAAAUUCUGAAUAGUGACACUGGAAGAUUGAAAAUUCAAACUUAUCACUGAAUUCACAAAGAGAUAAUCAUUUGAAAAAUUAGUCACGUAUUAUUCUACAAUUUAGACAUAUUUUGGAAUUGAUCCAGGUUUAUGUAAUUUUGGAGUUUGACACAAUUUGCUAAGAUUGUUUCAAAAUUACUUAUUUGCAUGUUGCAGAACAGUCAAUCCCAGUUUUUGUUUCUUUGUAAAUCGUUAGGCUUUUCUUCAGAUUAAGCAUUUUUCUUUUCUUGUUUAAAAUUAGAAGUUAAAAAAUUGACCUUUUUUGGAAUUGAAAAUAUUACAGGUCAUGCGUAAACUAUGAGGAAAAAAUACUGGCUUCACAGAAAAUGAAAACAAGUAGCUAAUGUUGCCAAAAGCACCUUAUUUGUUUGCACUUUAUGUUAAUAACUGCUACUAAUUUGUUGUGGAAAUAUAAGGUCAAAUGUGUUCAAAUCUAUGUUUGUAGUAUUUUCAAACAGCAGUUUUUAAAUCAUCUAAUACUUCUGUGCAGAAAACGUUUAAAAUUGGUUC